AUGCCGUUUUUUCUGGUUAAUUGCUUUUUAAACGUAGGAUUGAUCCAAGAGGACGAAGUUUAUUGGCCGAACGAGUGUUACGGCUCUGUUUCGCCGAAGACGGUCUGGGGGAAGCUCGUGACAAUUAUCUACGCGCUCGUGGGCAUCCCCCUGAUGCUACUCUACCUGUCGACGACCGGAGAUCUGCUCUCGAGGAAUUUUCGUAGACUGUACGGAAGGGUGUGCGGUACAACGUUGAAACGGCCGCAAUGUUCCUGCACGAAGUCGAUACGCGUCCCCAUAACCUUAUGCCUCUUCAUCAUAGUGGGCUACAUCGGCCUGGGCGCGUUCCUCUUCCACCGCCUCGAAGACUGGAGCAUACUGGAGGGCUCGUACUUCUGCUUCACCUCACUGGGGACCAUAGGAUUUGGUGAUCUGAUGCCGGGCCAAAAUUACGAGGAUGUCUCAUUAUGCGCAUCGUCGGCCUAUAUCUUAGUUGGCAUGGCGCUAGUGGCCAUGUGCUUUAGUUUAGUACAAGACCAAGUGAUUAGCCUAUUUAGAUUAAUUGGAGCGACGUGUGCCAAAAGCGAGGCGGUUAAGGUUCGCGAGGAGGUUCAAAUGGCCGUCGUCGGCUCCUGACAAAGGCCGAAGACGGAGGGCGCGCCGCCGCCUAUUGUUACGCCGCCUACCGUUAAGAAAAUCUUGCCAAUUUUACAACACAAUAGUUUACCGAGGAAGAGUAGCUUUCAAAGGAACACUCCGGGGAGAAGAUCAGUAGGUGCCGAACCUCUCGUAGAGUACUUCGUGCCUCGCAGCAUAAGCGACUUCGAUAUCGCCGGAGCGUCGGGCGACACGCCGAUCUCCGCCGCCACGCUUCUGCCGACCGUCGUCAAAUCGCUCCGCAAGAUACCGCCGAAGACGCGCGAGAAGAUGGUCACGUUCGAGGACGAGAUGGCGAUGCGCAACAAGAAUCCCGACCUGCCCGACGUGUUCAUGUGACCAAUCGCCGGAUAGCAGUCGGACGAGAUUCUCGAGCUGGACGCGUCCGAGACGUUAAAGUCGAUCAAGCGCGAUCUCAAAAAGGGACUGAAGAACUUCAAAAUUUGCGACGAUCUCAAGAAGUGCGAGGACGGGUGCUCGUGCAACAAGAACAAUGAGUGCGACAUCUGCCGGGUGAUCGAUUUCACUAUGAAAAACGAGAAACUCUAGUUUAGGUCUUUGUACAACGCCACAGGUGGCGGUUUGUGUAAAUAAUCACGCUAUGUCUAUGCGACUGGAAACCAGUGGCGUACGUUACCUUUUGUAAAUAACGUUUAAGAGAUUGUAUAUUACCUGUAAGUUUGCCUAAAGUAUACUGUUAUUAAUUAAUGUGAUAGAUUUUGGAUUUGGUUGACUGAAACGGCGGACGGCAGUGUAAAUUUUAAGCCAAUUUUGAAAUACAAUUAGUACUUAAAAAUUCUCUAAAUGUUCUGAUACUUUUCUUUUGUUUAUAAAAGGAUGACUUGUAUUAUUCAUGACAAA
Photinus pyralis (common eastern firefly) is the source of this 1500-nucleotide messenger RNA. Its product is annotated as potassium channel subfamily K member 2-like. Bases 1 to 618 code for a protein of 205 amino acids. Gene Ontology annotation, cellular component: membrane. Gene Ontology annotation, biological process: stabilization of membrane potential; potassium ion transmembrane transport. The record is from RefSeq and is a predicted model, not a curated record. Lineage: Eukaryota; Metazoa; Arthropoda; Insecta; Coleoptera; Lampyridae. Gene Ontology annotation, molecular function: potassium ion leak channel activity. The transcript is spliced from 3 exons.